Molecule: messenger RNA, 544 nt
Organism: Drosophila grimshawi
Lineage: Eukaryota; Metazoa; Arthropoda; Insecta; Diptera; Drosophilidae
Exons: 2
Coding region: 129-476 (115 amino acids)
Source: RefSeq, a predicted model, not a curated record
UCAACACACUCAACAUCAUUUUACGAAAUUUUUAAAACUAAAAUUUUAGUUAACUUGAAUACAUCGUUUUAAGUUUUUAAUAUUUUUUGUCUUUUUUUUUUGUAAGUAUACGUUUCUUUUUUGGAAAAAUGUGCGAUCCUGAGGAGAAGAUUUCCGAUGUUUCCCUAUCGCCGGCAGAAAGCAGUCGGAUUGUUAACAUAAAGGCUGCCGUGGUUGAGGAGCAGCUACCGUUAUUCAUAUACACCUAUGAGGAUGGUGCGCCCAGUCUCAGGAUUGUUUGCACGGAGUGCGAUGAGUGCGAUGACAUGCGAAGACGCACCACAAAAAUGGCCAUGUGUCGCAAGACCAAGCGUAACAAGCGCAUGUCUUGCCCCUCGGCACACAGGAAACGCAGGUGCAGCAAGCCCAAAAAGCGCUGCAGCAGGCCCAGGAGGAAGGCAUGCCCAAAACGCAGGACACGCGCCAAGCCUUGCUAGAUUCUGAUGACGCCAAUGUGCUUUAUUCAUAGAGCAAAACAAAAAAAAUAAAACAAAAUACACAUUUA